AUGUCAGGCAUCACUGAAAGCAUCUUCACGAACUUCCAGCCAUUUGCAGAUCGUUGGCUGGAGAUGGAAGUGCAGCACAAGCAGCAAGCAGAGGAUCCUCACCGAGCCCGUUUGCUGCAGCUCUGGGCUCCGGAGCUCUUCGAUGACGUUCCGCCGCCGGAGAUGCCAUUGGUCUCGGCGCAGUGGCUGUGGGCGGCAUUGUCCAACGAUCCCAAGACAGCCCUGGCAGAGAUGGUGGCCGCGAAAUCUGAGAGUAUUCAUCACCGGGCAGCUGCAGCUUUGGUUCUCGGUCGCUUAGAAGAUGCUGUGGGGCUCUACCUCACCAAUGAGCUGCUGGCAGAGGCUCUCCUGCUUGCACGUCUUCGUCUGCCCUCGCGACACCCCUUGGUGCUGCACAUCUACCGAAGCUGGGCACAAGACUUUCGACGUCGUGGGCGACAAGACCAAGCAGCGUUGUGCUUCUUUGCUACCAAGGAAUUUGGCAAUGCCCUGUCCAACUUGGAGGACUGGUUGGCGGUGCCUAGGGCAGUGCUGGGCCCUGAUCCCUUGCGGCUGAGUGGUGCCUUUGCGGCCGCCAAAGCCGCAGCGCAGCUGGCCGGGGUCAAGGCAGAUGGCAUACAAGAUGGAGCUGGAAGUCAAGAAGAUGGCAGUGAAGAUGAUUGUGAUGCAACGUUAGCCUUUGAUCACCGGAGUUGGUGGGGUCGACCUGAGCUUCGUGCAGCUGUUCAGGCAUGGAAGAGGUGCAUGGUCGAGGCACUGUACACAGGCGAUUCCUCUUCUGCGCUCAAAGUGGCCAGAGUGGGUCCUUUGAAGAGAGACCUCAGUCAUGGGGAGCGCUUCCUACGGGGAGCAUUUGCUGGUUAUGCCUCUGCCAUGGCAUGGUGGAUGCAGCUCAGAAAGGAAGGAGAAUGGCCGAAGGCAGAGUGCCCUCUGGCUGCCUUUGUGGAAACAGGCUCUUCUUGCCUAGAAGAUGAUGACGUUGACUGGGACUUUGAGUGGCGCGCUCUCACCUGGUUGCCUGCGUAUUCUUCAUCAGAAGAGGACUGCCUACUGACGGCUGCUGUGGAGCUUGGUCGUUCUUGCGCCUCUUUGGCUUCUGGUGGCCGAAACGCUGAGGCUCCUUGGACGCACCUCCUCAAAGCGAUCAACGCUUUGGUGAAGGGCGCCACUAGCGCGUUGCAAACACUGCCAGCAAAUGAGAUAGCCUCUCCAGCCACGGCUGAGGGCUUGUUGCAGGUCGCCACACCACUGGAGCGACUGGUGGAGUUGCUAAGGUCUGCCUCAGAUCCUUCUGCGCGAGAUCUAUGUGUUGCUGCUGUCACGGACUUGGUGCUGAAGAAGCUCAAAGUAGCUGCAGGUCGACAGGAUGGAGAGAGACAGGUGGAGGAAAGUGAUAUUGGGCAGACCAUUGGCUGUGUGCUAUUUGGUCAAAAGAGCCACAUUUCAGAACUGUUUCGCGUAGCUCGUGCGUAUGCAAGGCUCCAUGCUGACACCUCGGAGACGGAGUCAGAAUCCUUGGAGGAACUGAGAGAAUUGGUGCCCAAACUGCCUUUGGAGCUGGUUCCCGAUGCUUGGGUCGUCUCCGAGCAGCUCCAACAGGCAGUUCUUGGAGCUGCCACCAGCUGCGGAUUACAAGGUGUUGCCAACGAAGUGCUUAAUGACUACAAUGAGGACAGCUCACCCUCAGCAAUGAUCUCCAAAUGCCUUGGAAGACUCUCAGCAUAUCACAGGAGCUGCGGUGUGCCUGGUCUGGUGCCCCUUGCCAUCUCGGGAUGGUGUUCGCAGUGGCUGUCCAGCAACCAGAGCGCGAUAAAAAUGCAGGAUUUACCAGAGUACGACCUGGAUGAUGAGGAGCAGAUGGAGGGUCCUCCGGCCAUCACAAGUGAGCUGCUGGCUAAAGUGGCCGAGCUGCUUCCCAGCUGCUGGGGAGACGAAGUCGCUGUGCCUGCUGAGUUGCUGGACCUUGACGCAUUUGAGCACUUGAAAUGGCGGAGUCGUUUGACGCUGCUUGCAGCCCAAGAGCCCCAUGCUGAUGUCGUGGCAACUUGGUCUGCUUGGAUCGCUUUAGAGAAUGAGGAUGAAUAA
Molecule: messenger RNA, 2085 nt
Organism: Cladocopium goreaui
Lineage: Eukaryota; Dinophyceae; Suessiales; Symbiodiniaceae
Source: the annotation of a GenBank genome assembly